AUGGCUCUCCCGUUGUUCAACCAGACACCCAAUACUCUUUUGGCCAAUUCCAAUGACCCCGCGAGGCAACAACAAACAAAUCACGUGGAAGUACCACGAGACUUGAAGGAUAUGAACGCUAGACCAAGAGUCGGACUACUCUCGCAUACAGUGAUACCUAGUCCAACGAUCCAAUGGAUCCUACCCGCCCGCCUAAGGAGCAAGCACCAGAACGAUGUUGUUUUUGUUGGCGAACGGCAUCUUCAGAUUAAAGAGGCUGUCUCAGGGAUCCACCUCGAAGAUGUCACCUCGAAAUCCGACUUUGAUGCAUGCAUAAUGGCAGCUAAGGUGAUCAACGUGGGGGUGGAAUUGCCGUGGGAGACUCAAAUGAAGCUGGGGGCCAGCAAUUCAAAUGCAAUGGCUGGUAUCAAUCUCGACGUGCAUAAUGAUUUACCUCCGCAAAUGCUCGUUUUGAGUCUUGCUUCUCGAGAACUGGUAUUUCUUUAUUAUUCGGCCUCACAGGGGGGGCGUUUUGUCCAUCACCGGCGGCCUUUGCCAAAUGAUGUCAGUUCAUUCGAACGCUUUGGUCGACAUAUUGCGGUGGAGCCAAGAUCUCGCGCGGUGGCAGUCAGUGCUUCAUGUGAUUAUUUUGGUGUUUUCUUGUUGAAAAAGCCAUCCGUUGUCCAGUCACAGAUGACCCAGAAUCAACUGGACCCGAUAUUAGAAGAACGUUUCUUCCGUCUCGAAGGCGACAUCAUAUUCAUGGAAUUUCUGUAUCCAAAGCCAGAAGACGGUGACAAAAUCAUAUUACUUCUCUUAAUUGCCCAAAACCAAACGACUCAUGCAAUCUGUUACGAAUGGAAUGCAAAUGAGACUUUGCGGGACCAUCCACGAAUAACCAGAAGAUUACUCCCGCCUGAUGAUAAAUUGCCCACCAUGCUGAUUCCAUUGACCAAAACAUCCUCUUUCAUGCUCGUCACAACAACCACGAUGGCGGUAUACAAAAAUAGACUCGACCCCCGGAGGCAGCCUAGCAGGUAUCCACUUCCCAUGCCAGAUCGGGAAUGUCGAAAAUCGCCUUUAUGGACACGAUGGGCAAGACCAUUGCGCAACUGGUCGUACAAUCAAAAGCAUGAUGACAUUUACCUCUGUCGUGAGGAUGGCAGGAUGUUCUACUUGGAAAUCGGUAGUGAGGGAGAAGUCGAGAACCAGACCCAUUUGGGGCAUCUUUGUUGCGAUGUUGAUGCUGCAUUUGAUAUCUUAGACAUUGGCCACGAAGGUGGUGAUUUGCUUCUCGCGGCCGGAAAUAUGGGAGACGGCGGACUGUUUGUUCAGAAGGCGCGAGAUCAUCCAAGGUGUGUUCAAAAGUUCCUGAAUUGGGCACCAGUUACAGACUCGGUCCUUGUGAGUUCCGCCAGCCAGGGACCUCUGGCAGCAGAAAUUGCCAGUGAUCGACUUUUUGCUUGUUCUGCAUCUACCUUUGGACAGGGCGCGGUUGUUGAACUUCGAUACGGAAUAGAAGCACAGAUUGGUUUGGUCAUUCAACUAGAAGAUUUAUCAAGCACGAGAGACAUAUGGACAAUGCCAGAUAGUGUCGACGGAGGUGUUUACAUUCUGACUUCCGACCCGGUUUCGUCUAUCCUCUUUUAUCUACCCCCUGACUUUGGCGAGGAGAUAUGCGCUAUUGAUGAAGCAAAUUCGGGACUCAAUUUCUCUGCUCAAACUCUAGCAGCAGGAUGCACGCCUGACGGUGUCGUCAUUCAGGUUACCGAGAAAGCCAUACACCUUGGAGCUAUCACCGGUUCUUUAUCAAAUUUUCGCUUUGACUAUGAUCCCAACCAAAGCGCUGCGGUUGCCGCCGUUAAUGACUCAACUUCAUCAGUUGUGGCUAUUGUCAGGACCAGCCACGAGUUCUACAUUCAUACAACUAGAGCCACCUCACUUAAUGGCCAGCUCCAACUGUACGAUAUCGAUGGUCCAAUUAAGAUCGACCAUGAACCAGUUUGUGUUUCAAUCGAGACCUUUGGCUAUGCCUCUUUCAUUUUUAUAGGCACAGGAAGUGGAAAGGUACUUGUCUAUCGCAUUGAAGAAAAAGCCGUUACAUUUAUGUGCGAUAUUUCCGUUGCAAUAAACAGGAGUGACGACAUAUCGAAAGCCAUUGAAAGUCUUGCGACAAUAAAAUUUGCGACAGAAGGGUCUCUAGGAAGAUCAAUUUUAUUUUGUGGUCUACGAAGCGGUAUUCUCGUUCCGUUCGAAGUGAGCGUUGUCGGUGAUAGUCCUGCCUCACCAAUCGAAAUGAGGCAGACAACGCCGCAGCAACUAGGACAUACAUCGGUUAGAGUACAAGGCAGGGGGAACUUCGCAUUGUUGACCUGUGGGGAAGGCUUCUGGCAGGUGUCAUGUAUCCAAGAUGGCGAGCUACCUGACUACGCCCUCGAAAGGAUUUGGAUAACCGACCAAAAUAAUCCUGCCUACUACCCCAAGAACAUUCAUGGAUUCACCAUUAACAACGUGGUAAACCCACAAUUAGACGGGCUUCCUGACUCCCUUUUCUGUAUCACAGAUGGGUCGCUCCUGAUAUGCACUCUGGAUCAAGUCGCAAAACCAGUUCCUCGACGAAUCGGCCUACCGGGAAGCGUUAGAAAGAUAGCCUAUUCCAAAUAUCUGAGGAGUUUGAUUGUGGCAUACACUCAAACUGAUUUCGACACAGAUACAGAUCCUAUCAAACGCUAUACACGUCCGUUUAUUGAAUUUGUGGACCCAGAUUCGCAGGAAUCGGUGGUCGGUUCCCCUGCAGAGAACGAGUCUCGAGCUUGGAGACCACAGGGAGCAGCUGGUGAAAAGAUCACCUGCAUUUUGGAAUGGACGCCCAGAAAAGGCGACGAGGAAUACCAUUUCAUUAUCAUCGGAACUUCUCGCAGGAAUCAACAAGAGCGAGGACGGGUUAUUUUCCUUCAAGCAUCCCGAGACGAGAGUAAUCCUUCACUCAUUGAUUGCUCUGUCAAAUAUAUCCACAAAUUCGAAGGGCCAGUGUUUGCCAUCGCACCAUAUGGCGAUCUAACUUUGAUGGUCUCGACUGGGCGUGAGAUCGUACCGUUAGAACCCAAAUUCUCCCAAACCCGAUGGCCUCGAACCGCAAAAUACUCAGGCUCAUACCCGGCUGUUUCCAUGACUGCCCAUGAGCCGUUCUUAUACAUGUCGACGUCGAGGGAGUCACUUAUGGUGCUCAAGGUGGUUGACGAUAAUUUAAAUCUCCAUUCAUACGAUCGUCAGAAACAUGACGGUCUCUCCCACGUCCACGUUGGAGGGGAAAUGAAACUUACCACAGCAACCAGCAGAGGUGGCAGGGUCAGCAUAUUCACUGGGCAUGGUGUGACAGAUAAUGACAAGAUGAUGCCUGUCGCACUAUGCGAGGCCCACCUUCCCUUGUCAGUGACAAAACUCUGCACCGGUUCCAAACCCUCUCCUCUAUCUCCUUACUCCCCGGUCCUUUACGGAACCACCAUAAAUGGCACCGCCUACCGCUUCUUGACUCUAGGGGAGAAAGAGUGGCAAGUGCUACGCCUGUUACAGAAUCUGUGCGAAAGGGAUUCUCUCAUCAGCCCGUUUACGCCCAGGAGAAAGCGGCAACGCAACCCUGUGGGAAGCGAUCCUUCGCAAUUCAGCUCCUCUCGAAUGCAUAUAGAUGGCGACAUACUCAGCCGAUUAGUGGCGCGAGGCUCAGGGCAUUUGAAGCAGAUGCUGGCCACAAAUGAAUUCGAUAACCCCUCUUGGCCCGAAGCAGGUUCAGCCCAGACCACUAUGGAGCGAUUCUCCGAAUUAUCCAAGGAUUUGCUUGGGGAGAAUCCAAGUCCUGUUGACGCUGUGAUGAGGUGGUUGAGAAAUUCUCUGUAUAUGGGAUUUUAA
This is a messenger RNA of Aspergillus wentii DTO 134E9, 3885 nucleotides long. It is a transcript of the gene thtA, whose product is annotated as protein thtA. The transcript has 5 exons. The record is from RefSeq and is a predicted model, not a curated record. Bases 1 to 3885 code for a protein of 1294 amino acids. Gene Ontology annotation, biological process: mRNA splicing, via spliceosome. NCBI's taxonomy places the organism in Eukaryota, Fungi, Ascomycota, Eurotiomycetes, Eurotiales, Aspergillaceae. Gene Ontology annotation, cellular component: U2 snRNP; nucleus. Gene Ontology annotation, molecular function: U2 snRNA binding; protein binding.